GAUUUCUUUUGCACCAAGCAUUCACCACCCGGAAAUAGUGUAAGAAGAGAGAUUUCCCGUUCACAAUGAACUCUCAAAGUUUAAUCCUGCGAAGAAACAGCAGGACAUUGUUACGGUUGUUAAAAUACGUCUCCCGCGCAGAACAAACGUGUUUUAAUCCACCGCUUCCGGUAACGAGGCUCCACACGGACCCGGUUUUGCGAUGCACGUGCGCCGGAGAUUCGCGGAGGUCACAUUACAUCACCACACCGAUCUUUUACGUGAACGCGUCUCCUCACAUCGGACACGUUUACUCCGCCGUGACAGCGGACUGUCUACACCGAUACCGGCUGCUGCAGGGCUUUAACUCCAGGUUUGCUACAGGUACUGAUGAACACGGGCUGAAGAUCCAGCAGGCGGCGAGCGCAGCAGGUAAAGAGCCGCUGCGUUUCUGCACAGAGGUAUCCGACAGGUUUCGGGAUGUGUUCAGGAGCUGUAAUAUCGCAUACACAGACUUUGUGCGGACGACAGAGGACAGACACAGGCGGGCGGUGGAACAUUUCUGGGCUAAGCUGCUUGAUAAAGGCUUCAUCUAUAAAGGCACUUAUGAAGGCUGGUACUCCACACCGGACGAGAGCUUCCUCACAGCCAGCCAGGUGACUGACAGUACAGACUCCACGGGCAGAGACAUCAAAAUCUCCACCGAGAGCGGACAUAAGGUGGAGUGGAUGAAGGAGCACAACUAUCUGUUCCGCCUCUCUGAUUUCCGACCCAGCCUUCAGGAGUGGUUAAGGUCGAACCCUAAAGCCGUUCAGCCGGAGAAGUUUUAUCAUCUCGUCCUUCAGUGGUUGGAGAGUGAGCUUCCUGAUUUAUCAGUGUCGCGACAGAGAAGCCGUCUGCAGUGGGGCAUUCCUGUUCCUGGAGAUCCUGAACAGACGAUCUACGUGUGGCUGGACGCUUUGGUGAACUAUCUGACCAUUGCGGGUUAUCCGGAGAAGUACUCUCAGUGGUGGAACGCCGUCCAUCACGUCGUAGGCAAAGAUAUUUUGAAGUUCCAUGCGAUAUACUGGCCUGCAUUUCUCAUGGCUGCAGAACAGCCCCUUCCUCAGGCCAUAUACGUGCACUCUCAUUGGACGGUGCAGGGAAAGAAGAUGUCCAAGAGUCUGGGAAAUGUAGUAGAUCCCCUUGAGAGCUCUCGGAGGUUCACAGUGGACGGGCUGAGGUACUUUCUUCUCAGACAAGGUGUUCCAGAUAUCGACUGCGAUUACGACGAUGACAAGGUGGCCAAGUUGUGCAACAGUGAACUGGCCGAUUCUCUGGGUGGUCUUCUCAACCGUUGCACUGCACCAUCCCUCAACCCGGAGCAGGUUUAUCCUCCGUUCUGCAACAUUUCCUUUCCGAAAGACUCCAGCGGAAGAGCGGUGCCGGAGGAUUACAAAAUGUUGGAGGCCGUUUCAGGGCUUCCUGCUUCAGUGAAGCAGAACUUUGACAACCUGCACAUGUAUAAAGCGUUAGAAGCCAUUAGCACGUGCGUACGCCUGACUAACAGCUUUGUCCAAAGACACGCGCCGUGGAAGCUCGACUGUGCCGACUCCAAGGAUAAACUCUGGCAUGACACCAUACUGCAUGUGUCUAUGGAGUGUCUGAGGAUUUAUGGCCUUCUCCUGCAGCCUGUGGUACCAGUGCUGGCAGAUAAAAUCCUGUCCAGACUCGGGGUGAGGGCUGACCAGAGGAGCUGGGAUCAUGCGCUCGAUUUCCUCUCAAAGUAUGAAGGAAGACGUUGUCCUUAUGAAGGACGGGCGCUAGGUCCAGACACCGGAGUGCUUUACAGUCGUAUCGAGAGAAACAAUCCGCACCAAAAGGUAAAAAAUGACCAAGCACACAAAAAGACAAGGUCUAAGUAAAGAUUCACCAUACUUUUUGAAAUCUGGAAGUAACCUGAGAAGUGGACUGCAGGAACGCUUGGUGGAGUUUGCCCACACAAUUGGCUCAACUGUGACGUCUACUGAAAGUUAUAACCAUCCUGAUAGUUCAGCAGAGCGCAUGAUCACUUUCCCUAAACCGAGUCCAUCAACCAAGAUGUGUCCAGUUUCUAACAUGUGCUCAAAUAAGCUAAUGCUCCUACGAGGACGGCUGUUAGGGUACACACACACUCGAGUUUGGAACUGCUUUAUACUGGUCAGGGUCAUGAUGGAUCUGGAACCUUCUGGGGAAUAGCCACUGAACAUCUUACACACUCACACACACACUCAUUGAUGCACUCAUUCUCUCUCUCUCUUACACACACACACACACUCACCCAUAUUCUCUCUCUCUCUUACAUACAGUCAUUGACACACUCUCUCUCUCUCGCUCACACACAUGCUCACCCAUAUUCUCUCUCUCUCUUACACACACACACUCACCCAUAUUCUCUCUCUCUCUCGCUCACACACACAUGCUCACCCAUAUUCUCUCUCUCUCUCACACACACACUCAUAUUCUGUCUUUCUCUUAUAUACAAUCAUUGACACACAUUCUCUCUCACACACACUCAUACAAUCAUUGACACAGUCUCUCUCUCUCUCUCUCUCUCACUCACACACACACACACAGCAUUAGGGUUCAAUCUAAUUCAGUUUUUCUGUGUGUGAGAGAUUUAUAAAAGCAGUCCAACUCUGCGGCGGCUGCACCUGAUCUCAUUUGGGAAUAGUUUUGCUUUAAGGAUAAUGUGUAUAAUGAUUAUAGUUCAGUGUGUCGGUGCAGCGGUGUGCGAGUUCACUCAUAAUUAAUACCAUGUUAUUAUUUUGUGAUGGUGCACUUGUCAGAGUCUGG
Messenger RNA from Hemibagrus wyckioides, 2793 nucleotides. RefSeq names its product methionyl-tRNA synthetase 2, mitochondrial (gene mars2). Gene Ontology annotation, biological process: methionyl-tRNA aminoacylation. Gene Ontology annotation, molecular function: ATP binding; methionine-tRNA ligase activity. The transcript is spliced from 3 exons. Lineage: Eukaryota; Metazoa; Chordata; Actinopteri; Siluriformes; Bagridae. The record is from RefSeq and is a predicted model, not a curated record. Bases 66 to 1883 code for a protein of 605 amino acids.